Molecule: messenger RNA, 3693 nt
Organism: Vitis vinifera (wine grape)
Lineage: Eukaryota; Viridiplantae; Streptophyta; Magnoliopsida; Vitales; Vitaceae
Product: formin-like protein 1
Exons: 4
Coding region: 607-3405 (932 amino acids)
Biological process (GO): actin cytoskeleton organization; actin nucleation
Molecular function (GO): actin filament binding
Source: RefSeq, a predicted model, not a curated record
CUCUCUUAUUAGAUUUUGUUUCAUUUUUAUUCUUUCAUCUUCAUGGCCACAUCACCACUGCAAGAGUACAAGUAAAUAAUGGAAACAGCUCAUCUUUACCUGUGGAUGCAAGAAUAAAUUUCUUUUUCCAAAUCCCAAUGGCCAGAAAAAAUGCCUGUCUGUGUUGUCUGUCAGAAGUUUUUUUUUGACUUGUUUUGGACUGAUGCCCUUCCGUCUUCCUCCCUUUCAUCCUCUCCGUACUCCACACAUCGCCAAGACUCCAUCAUCAAUCCCAUCUUUUUCACCUCACUUUCCUGAAGCAGUGAUAGUGUAAUGGUUGGGUUAAUGGUUUGUUGCUGUUGGAGGUGUGAACUACCAUUCCAUUUGGUCUCAGCCUCAACUACCCUGUGGCUGUAAUGUAGUGUCACUGCGAUAACAUUCUGUUUGGGUUUUGGGUUUGGGAUUUGAUCUGGUCUUCAACUAACUCAAAGCUCAAUAAUUCUCUUUGGUGUUGAGUGACAAUCAAAGGAGAGUUUCAGUGGUUGCUAUGUCUCUCUUGCUUACACUUCAGACAACUCAAGACACUUGAAGUUGCUUGAAAACACUGGAGUCGAACACAGUUCUACCAUGCCUACAAUUUUUUUCUUUGUUUUUCUGUUUUGUUUGUCAACCGAUUUACGUCCAGCUGCCGCGGCUGACUAUCACCUGCAGACGCGGCGGAUUCUUCAUCAACCCUUGUUUCCUCUCAAUUCGUUUCCCCCAACUCCGUCGCCAGCGUCUUCCCCUCAAGCACAUCCUCAGCAGCAACCUAAGUUUCCGUUCUCAUCCUCAUCUUCGAAUAAGCAGCCAUUUUUUCCCGCGUACGCAUCUCCGCCCCCGCCUCCGUCUUCGACGGCUUUGGCCACAUUUCCAGCGAAUAUUUCCUCCCUUAUUUUCCCGCAGUCGUCUUCCCGGAAGGGGGUUUCGCCGAAGCUAGUGGCUAUAGCGGUGGGGGUGUCGCUUGCCGCCGUCGCGCUCAUCGCCAUCGCUGCCGUAUUGCUCUACCACCGUCGCCAGCCUAAAAGAAAAGACCCGAGAUCCGACAGCCUCCGCCUAUACCCGGCUAACACCGCCGUCUCCGACGGCAUCCAGCACCACAAACAGCCGCGCAGCAGCAUCUCAGGCACGAGCUCCGAGUUCCUCUACCUUGGUACGCUGGUAAACUCUCGCGGCGUCGACGACGAUGCCGCAGCAAACUCCAGCAAUGCCGGAACAAAACGGAGCGCGUCGGCCUCGCCGCCGUACCAGAAGCUCAGUUCGCCGGAACUCCGCCCUCUUCCGCCGCUUCCACGGCAGAACUUCCGGCAUAGCUUCAGAAACGCCGACGUGGGCUCCUUUGGUGACGACGACGAGGACGAAGAGUUCUUUUCUCCGAGAGGGUCUUCCAGUCCAGUGGGCGCCGGAUCGAGUUCCCGAAGAACGUUCCCGAUGGUAGAAGCCGAGAAUUAUCGAAGCAGAAGCGUGGAUUCUAGAACUCCAUCGUACCCAUCUUCUAACUCAGCUUCUCCGACGAGCUCUACUUCCAAUAGCCCUUCUCCGCCAUUGAAUUCAAGUCCCGAAAUCUCAAAAUCGAAAUUGCCCGUUUCCAACAGUGCUUCCCCUCCAUUGAAUUCGAGUCCCGAAGUCUCGAAACCAAAAUCCCCCACUGCCACCAUCAACUUCCCUGCUCCUCCACCGCUGCGACCUCCCCCGCCGCUGCCACGGCGUUCAAGGACCCCCUCGCCGCCAUCAGAGACAGAAGAAUUGGGGCAAAGAAUUUCGGAUGUUUCUGGAGGAUCUCCACAAAAAUUUGAGGCUGUAUCCACUGAAAUUCCCAUUGCCAAGCCACCACCACCGCCGCCUCCACCUCCCCCACCGCGAUUUUGGGAAAUUCCGGCGGACCCAACGCCUAUUCACGAACCGAAUUUCGGGCCACCGGCUCUUGUACCGCCUUCAAGGCCAGUGGUGUUCCAAAACCCGGGACUGGAAGCCCCAUCUGAACAGCCUCAGGGCAUUGAAGCUCUUGAAAGGAAUGGCGAAACCCCGAAACCGAAGCUGAAACCCUUGCAUUGGGACAAGGUCAGAGCGAGCUCAGAUCGAGCAAUGGUGUGGGAUCAGAUGAAAUCAAGCUCUUUUCAAUUGAAUGAGGAAAUGAUCGAGACAUUGUUUAUGGUGAAUGCUUCAAAUUUGACUCCAAAGGAUAAUUUGCGGCGACAGAUUCUUCCAACCCCGAAUCAGGAGAAUCGGGUUCUUGAUCCAAAAAAGUCUCAGAACAUCGCAAUUUUGUUGAGGGCACUUAAUGUGACCAUUGAUGAAGUCUGUGAAGCCCUUUUGGAAGGCAAUACAGACACACUGGGAACAGAGCUUCUUGAAAGUCUGCUAAAGAUGGCUCCAACAAAAGAGGAAGAAUGUAAACUGAAAGAAUUUAAAGAUGAGUCACCGUUCAAGUUAGGUCCUGCUGAAAGAUUUCUAAGGGCUGUGCUUGACAUACCCUUUGCAUUUAAAAGGGUUGAUGCAAUGCUUUACAUAGCCAAUUUUGAUUCAGAAGUCGAGUAUCUCAAAAGGUCUUUUGACACUCUAGAGGCUGCUUGCGAAGAACUGAGGAACAGCAGAAUGUUCUUGAAGCUUCUUGAAGCUGUACUCAAGACUGGGAACCGAAUGAAUGUUGGGACCAACCGUGGCGAUGCACAUGCCUUCAAGCUCGACACGCUCCUCAAGCUUGUUGAUAUUAAGGGCACUGAUGGGAAAACCACCCUUCUGCAUUUUGUUGUACAGGAAAUCAUCAGGGCUGAAGGUUCUCGGCUGGCUGGUGCCAACCAGAAAACAAUGGAUGAAGUGACCCAGCAAUCUGCUUUCCGGGAUGAUGUUGAAUUUAGGAAGCUUGGCCUGCAAGUUGUUGCUGGGUUGAGUGGUGAGCUCACCAGCGUAAAGAAGGCUGCUGCCAUGGAUUCAGAUGUGCUUAGUAAUGAAGUUGCAAAACUUGCUAGAGGGAUCACAAAAAUCGGGGAAGUUGCAAGAUUAAAUGAAGAGAUAGCACUGAAAGAGAGUAGCCGGAAAUUCUGUGAGUCAAUGAAUGGGUUCUUAAAGAAGGCAGAGGAGGAGAUUAUAAAGAUUCAAGCCCAAGAGAGUGCUGCACUCACCCUUGUCAAAGAAAUAACUGAAUAUUUCCAUGGGAACUCAGCUAAGGAAGAAGCUCACCCAUUCAGAAUUUUCAUGGUGGUAAGGGAUUUUCUUUCUAUUCUUGAUCAGGUUUGCAAGGAAGUUGGGAAAAUCAACGAGCGAACCAUAGUCAGUUCAGCUCGCCAAUUUCCUAUGCCUCUAAAUCCAAGCACGCCACCAAUUUUUCCUGGGUUCAACCAGAGGCCGCAAUAUGGUUCGUCUGAUGAUGAAAGCUCAUCCUCGUCUUAGCACUUGAUGCUUUCAGGAACAGAAGCUGGUGCUGGCAACAAAGGGACUUUUUGGUAAUGUGCUUGCAUUUGCCAUUUUUUGUUUCUCUUGUACUUAUAUAUAAAUCCACGUAGAAGAUUUUGGUAUUGUUUCAUCUUACAUCUGUAAUAUACGAAGGGAGGGAAUCAGAAUUGUCAGGAAACAAUAACGAAGUAUUACUGGAAUAGUUGGAACUAUCUUGUAAAUCUCUUAGGAACUGAAUCUAAGGAUUGUUAUUCAGUAAUAGAAUCUUUUGAGUUUAUGCUCCAA